CGUAAAGUCAAAGAUUUGCGGCCUUUUUGUUGUUUAUAUACUACUUCAUUUUUUGUUAACCCAACUUAUGCAAUAUAUAGUAUAAAAAAGCAAUAUUUGACACUCUCUUCCAUAACACCUCUAUACGACCCUGCAUCAAUGGAGUUUGUAGUUAUUGCUAUUGGCCUGUUCUUAUUCAACGCACUUUUUGGAGCCACUCUCACAAUUUUCAGCCUCCGGAAACCCAAGAACUUACCUCCAGGCCCAACCCCGCUGCCAAUCAUCGGAAGCCUCCACCUGCUCGGCGACAAACCACACCAAUCCCUAGCCAAGCUCUCCAAGAUCUAUGGCCCAAUCAUGUUCCUUAAACUUGGUCGCGCCACCGCUCUUGUCAUCUCCUCCGCCGCUGCCGCCAAAGAAGUCCUCCAAAAGCAAGACCUUGCUUUCUCCUCCCGCCAUAUCCCCGACGCCCUCAGCGCCCAUAAUCAGUCCCUUCACUCCGUUGUCUGGCUCCCUGCUGCCACCCAGUGGCGGAUCCUCCGCAGAAUCCUUAACACCAACAUCUUCACCACCAAAUCCCUUGAUACUAAUCAGCAAUUACGGAAGCAGAAAGUGCAAGAACUCGUUGCAUACUGCCGGAAAGCCAGCCAAUCCGGAGAUUCAGUCAAUAUCAGUCGAGCUGCUUUCAGAACCACCCUAAAUCUCCUAUCCAACACUCUUUUCUCCAAGGAUUUGACAGACCCGUAUGAGGAUUCCGGUAAAGAGUUUAAGGAACUGGUUGAUAACGUCAUGGUGGAGGCUGGGAAGCCAAAUCUGGUGGACUUUUUCCCGGUGUUGAAGAAGAUCGACCCACAAGGGAUCAGGAGGAGAAUGACGAAUUAUUUUGGGAGGAUUAAUGAGAUUUUUGAGGAAUUGAUUGAAGAGAGGUUGGGGAUGAGUGAGUCGAAGCACGAUGAUGUAUUGGACGUCUGUUUGAAAAUAAGUCGAGAGAAUCCAGAUGAGAUCAAUCGAACACAUAUCAAGAGCUUGUUUUUGGAUUUGUUUGUUGCUGGCAACGAUACGACGUCAAACUCUUUAGAAUGGGCAAUGACAGAGUUAUUGUGCAAUCCACACAUCAUGACGAAAGCUAAAAAAGAGCUCGAAGAAGUAGUUGGCAAAGGGAAAAUUAUAGAAGAGUCGGACAUCUCAAGGCUACCUUACUUAGGUUGUAUCGUGAAAGAAACCCUAAGGAUUCAUCCUCCAGUCCCUCUUUUGAUCCCCCGAAAAAUUCAAACCGAAGUGAAACUCAAUGGCUACAUUGUGCCCAAGGGCACACAGGUGCUUGUCAAUGCAUGGGCUAUAGGGAGAGACUCAACUUUGUGGGAUGACUCAAUGAAGUUCAUACCAGAAAGGUUCUUGACCUCAAGUCUUGAUGUUCGGGGUCGUGACUUUGAGCUAAUACCAUUUGGUGCUGGACGAAGAAUAUGUCCUGGUUUGCCACUUGCAGUUCGUAUGCUUCAUGUGAUGUUAGGAUCACUACUCAAUAAUUUCGAUUGGAACCUUGAUGGUGGACUUGGGCAUGACGAAUUGGACAUGAAUGAAAAAUUUGGAAUCACCUUGCAAAAGGCUAACCCUCUUUGUGUUGUUCCAGUUCCGCUAAAUUAGCUUAUAUACACUUACGUCAUUUACUUUGCCUUUUCCUUUGGGCUAAAUAAAAGAUAAUAAAAAUGUAACAUCCAACUUGCUUUUUUAAUAAUUAUAAU
Molecule: messenger RNA, 1721 nt
Organism: Lactuca virosa
Lineage: Eukaryota; Viridiplantae; Streptophyta; Magnoliopsida; Asterales; Asteraceae
Source: the annotation of a GenBank genome assembly